Molecule: messenger RNA, 201 nt
Organism: Colletotrichum spaethianum
Lineage: Eukaryota; Fungi; Ascomycota; Sordariomycetes; Glomerellales; Glomerellaceae
Exons: 1
Coding region: 1-201 (66 amino acids)
Source: RefSeq, a predicted model, not a curated record
AUGUGCGGGCCGCCGCGGCGUCUGUUACGCCUGCUGGAAGCGAAGAUUCGGCUCAAGUCGGAGAUGCGCUCGAUUGCUGUUGCCGUCGGCGACCUGGCGUACGACGACGAUGCCCGGGACCUGAGGAUGCCCCGCGAGACGGAUUCGAUCUGCAGGGAUAUCCUUGGUCUAGCAGGCAUGCAACCCAUCCCCCGAGGGUAA